Molecule: messenger RNA, 456 nt
Organism: Brassica oleracea var. oleracea
Lineage: Eukaryota; Viridiplantae; Streptophyta; Magnoliopsida; Brassicales; Brassicaceae
Exons: 2
Coding region: 1-456 (151 amino acids)
Molecular function (GO): endopeptidase inhibitor activity
Source: RefSeq, a predicted model, not a curated record
AUGAAAACAGAUGGUGGUGCAAUCACAGUCUUCCAGUUGAUGAUACCUUUCUUGCUUGUUGCGAUAAGUGUUGUUGCGGGUCAGAAAGAAACAGUGCUUGAUUCUAGGGGAAACCCAGAAAAGGCCAAUGCUCGGUAUUACUCAUUGCCCACAAAGAGUAAUGUCGUACGUGUAUCCACAGAGCUUAACAUCCGGUUUUCACGGCCCAGUCUUUGCCCUGGGUCCAGGUAUUGGAGAGUCGAAGAUAGCUCAAAAGCUGUAGUCCUUAACGGAUCCAAGUCAAGCAAUGACAGCACCUUCACCAUCCAGAAAUUUGGAAAAUCUUACAAGUUAGCUUUUGGAAGUGCUGACAAACCAACGGAUGUUGGUUUAGAAAGGAUACGAAUUGAAGAUUAUAGGUUGAUAUUGUCCAACAACUCUGGCUUUGCCGUUGCUUUCGCCCGGGCACUGUUUUAA